AUGUACGUUGACGAUGUGCUCUCGGGAGCUCACGACUCCACAUCGGCAAUCGAAUCGUUGACACAGCUGAUUGAGUUAUUGAACUCGGCAGGGUUUCAACUCAGGAAGAUUACUUCGAAUUGCUCGGAGAUUCUCAACUCAGUUCCUGAGGAUAGGGUCUUGGACUCGAAGUUUCUCAAGUUUUACGAGACCAGUGGUACGAAGACGCUGGGCGUACAAUGGAACGCACUUGAGGACGGCUUCUCUUAUAGAAUUGAUCCUCCUGGACAUUCACUCUCGAUUACGAAACGCCAAAUCUUGUCGGCGGUGGCUAAGUUAUUUGAUCCAGCAGGAUGGAUAUCCCCAAUUAUCAUCCAGGCAAAGAUAAUAUUACAACAGUUAUGGUUAGAGGGCACCGGAUGGGAUGAGAAUGUUAAACCAGGUACCCUGCUGAAGUGGAAUCAGUUCGUAGAAUCGCUCCAUUAUACAUCUCAGAUCAAAAUUCCUCGAUGGGUGAAUUUUGCUCCACUGUAUAAGACUCAGCUUCAUGGAUUCUGUGACGCCUCCGAGAAGGCAUAUUGUGCUGUUGUUUAUAUACGAAUAGAUUCAGGCGAUUCCGUGCGGACCCACCUCUUGGUGUCCAAGACCAAAGUAGCCCCAAUCGACCCCCUGAGUUUACCCCGCUUAGAACUUUGUGGCGCAGUGUUACUAUCCCAAUUAAUCAAACAUGUUGUCAAUGAUCUGCCCCUUCAUAAUUUUGGACUUUAUUUCUGGUGCGACUCAUCCAUUACGUUAGGUUGGCUGGGGAAACCUCCACAUACAUGGAAGACCUUUGUGGCAAAUCGAGUUGCGAAGAUCAUUCGGAACGUAGGGAAUUCUGCAUGGCGCCAUGUCAGGUCUAGUGAGAACCCUGCCGAUCUAGGAUCUCGUGGUUGCUCACCACCAGAUCUCAGGGACAAUUCCCUUUGGUGGCAUGGGCCCAAAUGGCUUGGGGACCCGGAAGAGGAAUGGCCGAAAUCGUCUAUUCCGCUGGAAGAUCCACCGGAAGCGAGAAGGUUAGACUGCUUUCACAUUGUUGGUGAUGCUGAGGAUCUGCUGAGGAGGUUUUCACGUUGGGACAGGGCUAUUAGGAUAAUCGCAUAUGUUCUACGGUUCUCCAGGGCAUGCAGAACGGGGGAACGUUUCGCAGCCGUGGAAAUCUCAUGUAAGGAGUUCGCAGAUGUAAAAAAACGUCUUAUUCGAAUGACGCAGCGAAACUACUAUUCUCGCGAAUACCAGAUGUUGAACGAAACACUAAAGGUUCAUAGGAAGAGCUCCCUCUAUCCUCUUCAUCCCUAUAUUGAUGAUGAGGGGAUAAUGCGCGUGAAUGGAAGAAUAGCUAAUUCUCACCUCUCGUUUAGCGAACGCCACCCCAUCAUUCUACCAGUCGGCUCUGACUAUUGCAGACUGUAUGUAUCCUAUAUACACAUCGUUUUACUGCAUGCAGGGAAUAGCCUUAUGAUGAGGACAAUUCGUGAAGAGUAUUAUGUCUCUAGAUUGAGAUCUACAAUUAAGAAAUGUAUUCGUCUUUGCAAGACGUGUGUUAUUUAUAAACGAAACGUUCAAUCUCAAUUGAUGGCCGCUCUUCCCAUGGAGCGUAGCUCAUUCUCUCCUCCAUUUUCCUUUACCGGCUUAGACUUUGCAGGUCCCUUUUCUGUUAAAUCUUCCAACUUGAGACAGGCUAUUUAUCAGAAAGGCUACGUGUGCCUCUUUGUAUGUUUUAGCACGAAGGCGAUCCACUUGGAACUAUGCUCAAGUCUCUCCUCCGAAUCCUUUUUGGCGGCAUUCACCCGCUUCGUUGGACGACGAGGUCUUCCAAAGAAAGUAAUGUCCGACAAUGGGACUAAUUUCGUCGGAGCGGAAAGGAAAUUACGAUACGAUUUCCAUCGGUUUUUGAAUACAAUUCCCAAGGAUUUAAUAGAGAAAUACGCAGCCCACGGAUUUCAAUGGUCUUUCAUUCCCCCGAACGCGCCCCACAUGGGGGGCCUGUGGGAAGCAGGUGUAAAGUCCUUCAAACUACAUUUUCGCAAAGUAGCUCAAAGUCAUAAAUACACGUUCGAGGAAUUCUCGACGCUUCUUGUGAGAAUUGAAGCGGUGCUUAACUCCCGACCUUUGUCCCCAAUGACCGAUGAUCCCCUUGACGUCUUGGCCUUGACUCCAGGUCAUUUUCUACGAGGAUCACCUUUAGUUGCCGCGCCAGAGAGUGUUUCUGACGGAAUUACGUAUUCAGAUCGAUGGGAGAGACUCAAAGCCCAACAACAUGAGUUUGCCCAACGGUGGAAGACCGAGUACUUGCAGGAACUGCAGCGCCGUUAUAAAUGGCAAACUCCUCAGGAUAACCUUCAACCUAAUCAACUUGUUGUUAUCAAGGAUGAUCAAUUACCCCCAUGUGAAUGGAGACUUGGCCGGAUAAAGGCCGUACAUUGUGGGAGUGAUGGAUUGGUUCGAGUGGUGGAUGUUCGUACAGCAAACGGGACCAUCACAAGAGAUAUUACGAAAAUAUGUCCUUUAUUGUCCGAAGCCCAGACCGGGACCCAGAAACCUUUGUCUCAGGACUAA
Messenger RNA from Stomoxys calcitrans (stable fly), 2577 nucleotides. RefSeq lists its product as uncharacterized. Lineage: Eukaryota; Metazoa; Arthropoda; Insecta; Diptera; Muscidae. Gene Ontology annotation, biological process: DNA integration. The record is from RefSeq and is a predicted model, not a curated record. The transcript has a single exon. Gene Ontology annotation, molecular function: nucleic acid binding. The coding region runs from base 1 to 2577 and encodes 858 amino acids.